Messenger RNA from Nasonia vitripennis (jewel wasp), 6487 nucleotides. Its product is annotated as cilia- and flagella-associated protein 298-A. Lineage: Eukaryota; Metazoa; Arthropoda; Insecta; Hymenoptera; Pteromalidae. Bases 565 to 1620 code for a protein of 351 amino acids. The transcript is spliced from 6 exons. The record is from RefSeq and is a predicted model, not a curated record. Gene Ontology annotation, biological process: regulation of cilium movement; regulation of sodium ion transport. Gene Ontology annotation, molecular function: sodium channel regulator activity.
GCACAGUGUCUCGGCACGGGCGCGAGCGAGCGCAGCUGCAGCCCGUGCGCCCCUCUCUCGCUCUCUCUCUCUCAACGCACACACGCAACGGAAAGCGUCCGCGUGAGAGAGUACGACACAUUAUACAUACCCUUUCUCUGCUCGUCCACACCUGUCCAAGUCUACUGCUGGGCCGUGGAGAAGGAGAACAGCCAUGCUUCGAGCUAGACUCUCUCGGUGAAGAGAGGGAGUCUCGUGUGAGUGUGUGUGUGUCUGUGUAGCAGAGCUUGCAAGCUCCGGAUCUCGUGUGUUUUGUUGGUGCCGCGGGUACACGGUGUGCAGUGAGUGUCACAGGGCUGCAAUGUGACGACACGACGGUGUGCUGGAAGAAAGAAGAGGAAGACAGAGUGUGAGAGAGAGAGAGAGAGGCUGGAGCUUCUCCGGGACGAGAAUGAGGGGCCACAGGAAGAGGCCGAGCCGCCCCGACGGCUGCUCUUCCGCUUCAUAGGGAUCGCCGGCCUCAUCGACGCGGGCCGUCGACGAAGAAGAAGCAGCAGCUGGCGGCGGUGAAGCGUCACCACCACAAUGGAGGCGGAGAUAGAACUGGACAAGCAGACGUUCCUGCAGAAGCUACUCUUCUACACAACCGCGUUCUUCAUCCUCCUCGGCACCUUCAGCCUCUUCGCCUUUCUCUUCCUGGUGCCGUUCGUCAUCGAUCCGGCUUUCACCACCAUCUUCAUGCAGUUUGACACGCGGCCCGCCGAGUGCGUCACCAUCGACGUCGAGUCCAGGAGAGGUACGAGCAACUGCUCCUGGACGUCGUGUAGAGAGGGUUGCACGAAGGAGUUGUUCGAGUGCACGCAAAUACGCGUGAAUUACAAGCUGCCAGUGAACGUUUCGGAAGAGUUGGACGAGGUAGGGGGUGUCGGGAAGGACGAGGCCGUAGGUAAAAAGCCGCGACUUGAGCGAUCGCUCAGGGAGUACGACUACAUCGAGGACCUCGACGACGACGAGCUCAACGAUGACGAUGACGACGGACUGCCCAAACCCUUUCCCACAGGUCUCAUGGGAAACGACUCCGAGUGGUACUUCACGGGGGCGAAGCUCUUCCCGAACGUCAAGGGUUGCGGCUACCCGCCGAUGCUCAACUGCACUAUUUUCAUCAGACAGUACGCGACUUUGGGACAGAACUUCAGCUGCUACUACUCGAAAGUCAAUCCUGGUAUCGUCAUCAGCGACCUCGACAUGUGGCAGGUGUACAUGAACCUCGUCUACGCGAUGGCCAUCCCAAUACCGUCUUUCAUAAUCUCGGUGAUCUACCUCACCAUCGCCUACUUCAAGAUCUACAACGAAGACGAGGUGGCUCUCGUCGGCGCCGAGGAGGACGGCGGCCAGGGCGAGGAGGGAACCGACAUGGAGGCGGGCAACGACGGGACGCCGAUACCACCGGCCUCCGGAGCCAUCACUCCUGGAAGCGAAGCUUUCCGCGAGGAUCUCGCCAGUUUCGGACAUCAGUUCAAAGUCGCCAUGGCCGACGAUAUCAGCAGGGAGAGCCUCGACUGCUACUCCGUUCACGGAAGCUUGAGCAAGACGAUGACGACGAGUAUCUCAACGCACCCUGGGCCGACGGCGGCAGUUUGAAGCGUCGCUACCAGGGCUUGAAGGAUAUCUCGUGGAGGCCGCGCUAAAUGCGGGAGUUCUCCAGAAACCUCACACAAAAAAUCGACGUGUCUCGGUUCUCCCCCGACCGACUAUAUUAUACACACGCGUAUAUAGUACAUCACAUCAGCACAAGAGAACCGGCGUCGACGAUCGGGCGACGGCGCGUCGCCAACCGAUCGACCUACUAUUAUUAUACUAUACUACUGGAUACGGUGCACACACACACACACACACACACACAGUCAUACACAUAUUACAUAUUCUAAAAUGAAAAACCAGUGACAAGGAGAACGUUUUGCGCGCUUGGUAUAUACAUAUAUAUAUAUAUAUAUAUACGUAUACAUAUAAAGCUAGCACGACAACGACGACUCUGAAAAAAUGGCAAAAAUAUACAUAAACAAAAGCGGAAUAAAUAGUGCGUCGUUUUCCGCGCUCGCACUGAGGAGGAGCAUGUUUAUCGCAGACUUUUGAACACACGUACGAAAUGUGGCUGGUGUCACUCGAAAUUACAUCGGCGCUGUAAGAUAAUUAUUAUAAUAACGAGCGGCUUUACGGGAAAGGGUUCGUAAAUUUUUGUACGAGACGUGUACAUAAUACGGAGUCGAAUUACGUAACGAAAUCGUUAUUUGCGCUCGCGCGGGCUGGUUUCUUCUCGUUUUGGGCUGAUGAUUUUUUAUAACGAAAAAAAAAUUGAUAAAUAAGUGAAUAAAAACAUUGUGAGGUCGAGUUUGAUAUACAUACACGAGAGUGCACAGAGCGUGAGAAAGGCCGUUUUGUAUUUAAGCACAAAGAUCCUUAUCGUUUGCUUUCUGUAAUAUUCUCUUUAUCUGCUGCAAUUAAGAUUUCCGAUUUUUGUCGAUCUUCGUCCCGUACCCGUAUAUUUUUUCAUAAUAGCAAUGCAUAACAUGAUUUCUGAGCCGUAACGUAUUUUUUCGAAAAGCAAUAAAAUACAUAACGUGUACAUAAUAAAAUAUAAAGAAUGCAAGGUUCUCUAUACAUUAAUAGAGGCAUGAGGAGUCGUAUGCAUAGUAAGCACAUAAAGUAGCUUCACUUAAAGGCAGAAAAAUUUCUAGCUAUACUGGAUGUGAUCGUAAAUUAGCCCCAAUAAACUAUUCAAACAAAAUAAAAAGAUACUACUAUCCCGACAUAAACAAAAUCGUACUAUGCGUACCGCUCGUGCUGCCUGAAAAUCCAAGUAUAAAAGAUACACUUCUUCUCAGUGUGACGUAUGUACCUUCGAAUUUUUCCAGCUGCGAGACUGCGCGCUUCUAUUACUUAUUAUUAUAUACACAAUAAAAGAUUAUAAAAUGACGAGACAUUAUUAUAUAAUAUAGACACAAAAAAACACACACACACACACACACACUCUUCACCCCGCAAUGUGUUCAACGCGCUCGGGCUUUUCCUCUCGGCGGCUAAUGCGUUAUUAUGUAUAAAGACGCCGAGAGGAAGAUCCGCAUCGAAACUGGGAAGAAGAUCGGACUUUCUUCCCGAUUGCGCCGACGGACCUUAUUACGAUAUAUAUACGCAUACGCGCAGCAAGAAUCUAUAUAUGCAAAUGCAAAUAUACACGCAGGAUGAUUAUAAUUAUAUAAACGAGAAAAUAAUCGAUAAACAAAAAAAUUAUAUUAAAUGCAAUAUACCGUUGCGCGAUUCACUCGAUCGAAAGUUUUUUAAUUCACAGGGAGGAGUUUGACGCAGGAUUGGGAGUCGAUUCUAUAGCCUUAAUUUCGGGAAUAGAGACAUGUCUAUAUAAUUAAUUGCCUUUGCCAAGAUUUUAUCGUAUAAAAACAAAAUAUUCUACACACACAUACACACACAUACACUCACAUAUACACGAGAAGCUUGUAAUUUCGAUAUUUUCGUCCCAAAACUGCUUCAAAGUCCGCAAUGGGGCGAGGCCAUGCAUAGCGUUAUUAUACACUUCAAAUAACGAACUCGAGACGGUUCUCGGAUCAGGAACGUGACGCGUAUAUAUAUAUAUAUAUAUAUAUAUAUAUAUACGCGGAGGAAUAUAUAUCAGGAACGUGACGCGUAUAUAUAUAUAUAUAUAUAUAUAGAGAGAGAGAGAGAGAGAGAGAGAGAGAGAGAGAGCAGAAAUUAUAAUAAUACCAACGCAUAUAUGCAUACUCUGUUGCCUGGACACGGCGGAAAGAACGAAUCCCGAGUUCGGCCCAUCGAAGUAUAUUAUAAUAAAUAUACAAUACAUGCGCAAGCUUACGAGAUGUAUACGCUAUAUACAUACAUAUAUAUGUAUAUGUAUCGACGACGAAUUUUCUACAUGUGCAAUUAGGGCUGUAGAGUUGCGGUGUGCAGCGUAUGAAUGUGCUACGACGUAACGUUUCCGUGCGCUUGGAUGGUCUUCUCCUUCAUUCCUUUCGAGAUAGAUAAUCGAGCAAUAAAGUCGAGCAAGAAGUCAAUAUAUAAUCGAGCAGCAGCAGCACUAUAUAUACAUAGUUUGGAUCGCGGUGGGCCAGACUCGGCGUUUCUUCCUUUCGACGAUUACAUGUAAACAUUACUCGAGAAAUUAAAAGAGAAAUUAUCUAUACCGAUACCGUUGAAAAGUAAUAUAAAGAAUUUAAGAUGACAGAGUGUAAUUUAAGCGAUUGCAGAGGCUUGUUGUAUGAUCGUAUAUUGAGUACCGCAUUUCCAGUCUAUACUAUAUAUGUGCAUCGCAGAAAUAGCGCGAGAUUCUGAUGUUGUUGACGGUAUUACAAUUAUUUUCUGGCCUUUUUUAUCGAGAGAAUCGCUAAAUUAUCGGUUUAUCUAUUAGGUUAUCGAAAAUUGUACAGCCACAGCAUGACUUUACGCCACUUUUAAGGUAAAUUAAAACCCGACGACAUUUUCAUUGAUGAAAUAGUCUAUAUACAUAUGAUAUUGAAGAGAAAUGCCAGAGGAGCACGAGGCGACGAUAACAUUGUAUGAUUAUAGAGGGUGCACACUGAUGAAACAUAAACAAGAGAGAAUCAACAAACACACACACAUAUUGCGAACGUGAAUAUCCGUCUGCAGACGUCAUGUUCCUUUUGUUGUUCAAGCUAUUUUUCCCCUCUGUGUGUGCUGUCGGUCGUACGCGUUAAUGAUACAGCUCUCCGAAUGACAAUUGCGCAGUCUACAAUGAAAGCUUGGCAAUUUCAUUCUCUAAAUCUGACAUUCUAAAGUAUAUUUAUACAUAUGACAUAAAACGUGUAAUAUUAUUCUUAAAUAAAACUUCGGCUUUUUUAAUGAGAAAAAUAUUUUAAAAGUAUAAACGAAAAAAAAUGCGACUGCAAGAGCUAUUUUUGAAAACACUUUUUCGAAAUUAUUUCGAUCUUUUAAUAAUGAACUAUUUUCUUUCUAACGAUCUAUAAAAGCAACGCGCAUGCAUACAUGAAUGCAAACAAACUCGAGAUAAGUUACGCUUUCUUUUAUCUUCGGUUUUGUAAACAACUUUGACCGUCCAAUGAUUUUGAUUUUCAAUGUGCUCGCUUAUAUUAACUCGUCAAUAAUACAACGCUACAAUUUCCUGACAAAAAACGUGAUGAUACAUGCAGAAUCCAAUAUACUAGCAUAUAAUUAUAAAGUCAUUAUAAGUCCUUUGUAAACUUGCAAAAAGUCCGACGCACAUACAUACAUUGAUCGAUACAUUUCAAUAAAAAAAAUGAAUACAUCAUACACAAAUUUAAUACACGCGCUUCUACAUACGGGGAAAGAUAAUUGAAUUGUUUUUAUGACUUAAGAACAAGUUGUCUGUGAUCUACAAUAAUUAAAAAAAUAAAUAAAUAAAAUAAUAAUUAAGUAUGGAAAAUUUAAGAGAGAAUAAUAUGAGAUAUAUGGCUGAAAAAUGCUUUCAAGCAAAUCGUUCGGCGAGUGAAGAUUUAGAAGAAAAAAAAAACGGAAUUAAGAGAAUAGUCGAACUACAACAAAUUUAAAAGCGGUUGAAAACGCCAUUACAAUUAUCACAUUACGCCGCUGUUUUAUUCGAGCUACUUUUCGCAAAAAGUAAAAUGGAAAGGACAGCCAAUGGAUGAAGUAAUAAUACAUAUGCAUCGCGCUCACGUGAAAAAUUUUAUGAAAAUUUAGAAAGUGACUUCGCUGGCAAAACAUAUUUUAAAGAGAAAAUGUUUGCCUCUCACAACUUUGGUUAUUACUACCGUUGGAACAUACGUAACAAAAAUUAAUAGACAUUUGUUGCAGAUAUUUUUACGAUAUUUCAACUACUAAUUACAUAUAUACGAUUAUACUUUUUAAAUGUUUUGCCAACGGCACUACUAGAUUCUUGAAAAAAAAAUCACAAGUACUUGCCCAUGAAGUCACAAAUUUAAAAAUUUUAAAAAAAGAAAAAAAAGAAAUGUUAUAGAUUAGUUAGUUAUAGGAUCGCAAAAACACCAAAAUCGUUCCUUCCACCCGCUCCGGCCGUGUUGUUUAAUUAUCAACUUUAAGGAAGAAAUAUAUCGCAAUUCACUCGUAAGGCUCGAAAGCUCUUCAAAACAAAAACUAAUUGCGCACCUCAGAAUGCAGUUUCUCAUAGUAUGUCAACCAUUAUCCUAAUAAAAAGCAGAGAUACUUACGUAAUACAAAAAUAAACGAAAAGCUUGCCACUGUCACAGAUGAUUAAUACGUUAUUCAGCCAGCGUGUCACGAAGAUAAAAAUAAAAGGAGACUUGAGACAAUUUUUGUACCCUUUUGGCACAUACACAAAGACACGUGCAACAUCGUCGACUUUAUAUUUAUGUACAGCAUUCAUUUAUUAUAAAUUUUCGACGUUAAUACGAAACUACGAUCGACUUCGUGUGGAAGUGUAUAUGGCUUUAUCUGCGGUUAAACAAUAAAAUGUUGUCGAAGCUUUUUUCCAUGCUACCUUUAA